Messenger RNA from Erythranthe guttata (spotted monkey flower), 4240 nucleotides. RefSeq lists its product as uncharacterized. NCBI's taxonomy places the organism in Eukaryota, Viridiplantae, Streptophyta, Magnoliopsida, Lamiales, Phrymaceae. The record is from RefSeq and is a predicted model, not a curated record.
ACUAAUCAAUUUCCUUAAUUCCUAAUUAACCACAAAUAUGAAUUAAUUAAUUACCUAUAAACCCCCCAUCUUAAUCGGCGCCACUAAAACUAAAAAAGACUGAACCCGACCGUUGCAAGAAAAAUUCAAACUCCAAACCCCACCACCUCCCAUUAUAAUCUCUCCCCACUUUUUUUCAUUUCUCAACGUAUACUUUUUUUUCUUUUUCUUUUUUUGCAAAAGAGAGGAAUUUAAUUUUCUUUACCUGAAAAGAAUUUGCAUUUAAAACAAAAGUUUGAAACUUUAAAUGGAAUUCAAAUAUACAGCAGAAACAGACGGAAAAAUAGAUUCUUGAAAGAGGGGAAAAAGCUAAAAAGGAAAGCUAUUUAGUGUUGCACGGAAAGAGUGAGUUGGGCUCUCUCGCAUUUCUCAUUUUCUCUCACGAGAAUUCGCAUUGUGAAAUUUCUCAAAUGUCGCAUCAGAAGCUACAAUCCGAUUCAGUUCAUGGGCUGAGAUAUCGUGGCAGUAGCCUCGGUUUGCCUUCUGUUUCGAGAUAUCGGAGCGGUCAUAUGAAUGUCAGCCGGGUAAUUAAUGACCUGUCGGAGUCUGACAUGGACACUUCAGAUUCCGAGGAUGACCGCUACGGGGCCCGCUACUCCCCGGAAGCUUCUCCGCAAGAUGAUAAAGUCCCCAGUGCUAAACACAAUGUGUAUAUCAAUGCACGCACUACAGGUGGUGGUGGUGGAUUUAGUAAUAAUGCGAACCGCGGUUUUGUGUACGAUGAGUCGUCGGAAUCUGCCACGAGUUCGGAGGUGAACUCUACACCGCCUAGGGGCAAAAGCAAUAAUGGGGUUUUGCUCGAGAGGAAAUUUGAUCGAGGGGGUAACUUUUUUGGCACGAGUAGUAAUGUGCAGCCAAAUAAGGAUUCUCUGAAACAGGAAUUGCGCAAUGAAAAACAGCAGCAUAAAAUCUACGAUGAUGAUGAAGAUGAUAUCCCAAGUGCGCCCCCAUUAGCAAGCUCUUCUUUUCAGCCUUCAAAUCAAGUCUUCGAGAAACUUCCGAUUUCUCGAGCUGAUGACUCCAACACUUGCUCAGCAAAAUCUGAGAUUGAACCUAACAAGUGCAAAAGCACAAUUUCGAGUUCUGCACAAGAAGUCGAAACUCCUGCUGAAGUAUCUGUAAGGAAUGCAGCUGCUGCAUCUUCUUCUAACCCUUUGCCAGUUCGAUAUCCUACUUAUCAUGCAAGUGGGCUAGGUUAUUGGUAUGCUGUUCUCUCGUACGAUGCAUGUGUACGUCUAUGUCUUCACUCGUGGGCCAGGGGCUGUUCUGAAGCUCCUCCUUUUUUGGAAAACGAAUGUGCUUUGCUGAGGGAUGCCUUUGGGUUGAAACACAUAUUGUUACAAUCAGAAGAAGAACUAAUGACCAAAGAUUCCUCAGAACUUGUCAGUGAAGGUGCUUCUAUAAAGACUAAGAAAACAAUCGGCAAAAUUAAAGUCCAAGUGCGUAAAGUGAAAAUGGGGGUGGACCCACCUAGCGGCUGUACAUUUAUAUCUUUGAAGUCAACAUCCAUGGUGAAGUUGGAAUCUUUGCAUCUUCGGUUAACGAAUGUGAAAUCAAUUGUCUCUUCUGAGAGAAGGGCUUUACGAAGAGAUCGUGUAAUAACACCGGUUAUGGGUGUGAAUGGAUCUUUGUUACAUCAAAGCAUGGCGUAUCUAGUUGUUGGAACUCGAAGGUAUUUAAAAGAAUUUCCCGAGCUUAUUAAGAUUGGAUUUAAUGCUUGGCGUAGCAGUUCGUCAUCCUAUCAAGUUGUACAAGAAUCAUAUUCGUGUUUGUUGAGAUUAAAAAGUUCGCCUGAAGAAGAUGCAGCUAGAAUGCAGCCAGGAUCUGGUGAAACUCGAUUGUUUUUGCCAGAUGGAUUUGGAGAUGAUCUGAUAAUUGAGGUCCAGGAUUCUAAUGGAAAGUGUUGUGGGCAUGCUCUAGUUCAAGUGGCUGAUAUUGCUGACGAAUCGGGGGACAAACUACGUCAGUGUUUUAUAUAUCGGGAACCGGAGCAUGAACAAGUCGGCAAAAUACAGUUAUGCAUCAGUUAUUCAACUACCACUGACGAAAGUAGUCGUAAGUGUGCAUCUGUGGCGGAGACAAUUGCGUACGAUAUUGUUUUAGAGACUGCGAUGAAAGUACAACAGUUUCAGCAAAGGAAUUUGUUACUACAUGGUCCAUGGAAGUGGCUGGUGACGGAAUUUGCAUCUUAUUUUGGAGUUUCAGAAGCAUACACGAAGCUCAGAUAUCUUUCGUAUGUUAUGGAUGUUGCUACUCCAACUGCAGACUGUCUUGAUUUAGUGCACGAUUUGCUGUUACCUGUGAUAAUGAAAGGGAAAACUAAAAGCACGUUGAGUCACCAAGAGGUUCGCCUAUUGGGAGAAGUAUCCGAAGAAAUCGAGCAAAUACUCACAUUAGUUUUCGAGAAUUACAAAUCACUCGACGAAUCAUCUCCCUCAGGUAUUGUAGAUAUUUUUCGACCUCCCACAGGAGUAGCAGCACCUGCUCUGGGCCCCGCUUUGAAGCUUUACAAGCUUCUUCACGACAUUCUUUCACCCGAGGUGCAGUCAAAGUUAUGCAGAUAUUUUCAGAAUGCUGCAAGAAAAAGGUCUAGAAGACACCUGUCAGAAACCGACGAAUUUGUUUCAAAUAAUCACGAAAAUAUAUUAUUGGAUCCAGUGGCUCUCAACACAGCUUACAAGAAAAUGAAAACACUUUGUCUGAAUAUCCGUAACGAGAUUUUGACCGACAUUGAAAUCCAUAAACGGGAUCUUCUUCCUAGUUUUGUAGAUCUUCCGAAUCUUUCAUCGUCUAUUUAUAGCACGGAACUGUACAGCAGAUUGAGGGCAUUCCUUAAUUCGUGUCCUCCUGCGGGACCCACACCUCCAGUCGUCGAACUUGUUAUAGCUACUGCCGAUUUUCAAAGGGAUCUUUCUUUGUGGAAUAUUAGUUAUAUUAAAGGUGGGGUUGACGCAAAAGAGUUGUUCCACGUGUAUAUAAGUAUUUGGAUUCAAGAUAAGCGUCUUGCUUUACUGGAAAUGUGCAAGCUUGAUUCGGUUAAAUGUCCGAGCUUAACCACACAGCAUUCCACAACUCCUUUUAUUGACGAUAUCUACGGCCGCCUAAAGGAGACACUUGCCGAGUAUGAUGUCAUCAUCAGUCGUUGGCCAGAAUAUACUUUUGCACUGGAAAAUGCGAUUGCGGAUAUCGAAAAGGCAGUAGUGGAAAGCUUGGAGAAGCAGUAUGCUGAAGUUUUAUCUCCGUUGAAAGAAAGCACAAUGCCUAUGAAAUUUGGACUCAAAUAUGUCCAGAAAUUCGCCAAGGGGAAUAUGCCCCCUUACAAUGUCUCGACCGAGUUGGGGGUUCUUUUGAAUUCCAUGAAAAGAAUGCUCGAUAUUUUACGACCCCAAAUAGAAUCACAAGUGAAGUUGUGGGGCCAGUGCAUACCCGAAAGUGGCAAUGUGGUCCCCGGUGAGAGCCUCAGUGAAAUUACGGUGAUGAUAAGAUCCAAAUUCAGAGUUUACGUGCAAGCGGUUAUUGAUAAACUUGUUGCAAAUACGAAACUGCACAACAUUACGAAGCUGAAGAAAAUAAUCCAAGAUUCGAAGGAUAAUGUGAUAGAAUCAGAUUUGAGAAGCAGAAUGCAGCCUUUGAAGGAGUUGUUGGCUAAUACAGUUAACCAAUUGCACGCUGUGCUCGAAACCCAAGUUUUUGUAAUACUUUGCCGAGCUUUUUGGGAUCGCAUGGGCCAGGAAGUGCUAAAGUUUCUUGAAGACAGGAAAGAAAAUAAAUCGUGGUACAAAGCCUCUCGAGUCGCAGUCACUGUUUUAGACGACACAUUUGCUUCGCAAAUGCAACGGUUGCUUGGAAAUGCGUUACAGGAGAAAGACAUCGAACCCCCUCGAUCUAUUCUUGAAGUUCGAUCGAUGCUCUGCAAAGAUGUGAAGAACAAUAAAGGAAAUAAUUACUAUUAUUAGAAUUUUCUGACAAAGUUUUCGAUGUUUUGAGAGAAAGGGGGGCUUACUCUAGUGAUGGAUGAAGAGAAGGCCAAUCCUCAUGGCUUAUUAAUUUAUUUAAUUUUCUUUUAUUUAUUAGUAUAAAUUAUAGGAAGAUCAAUAAUAGUUUUUUCAUGGAGCAGUUGGUAAUUUAUAAGAAAUAAAUAUUUUGUAUUAUAGCUAUAUUUCAUUUCAAAUGCUUUCUACGUUAAUUAAUUUUCAGGUUA